AUGUGGCCACCACAGGGUCCGCAGUGCAUUAUUAGCCCAAAGACUGUAGUUCUCCUUGGGCUUCUGACUAUCUGCAAUUCCCCACAUCAUUCUGAAGGAGCACUGGAGCCAUUUAGGUCCUUCACACCUCCAGAUUGGGGUCUGACACAUUUAGCCAUUCACAAUAAGACAGGAGAUGUGUAUGUCGGUGCGGUAAACUGGAUCUACAAGCUUUCUAGCAACUUGACCAAAUUGAGAAGUCACGUAACGGGUCCAGUUGUAGACAAUGAGAAAUGCUAUCCACCUCCGAGUGUACAGUCAUGCCCCCAUGAUCUUUCCCCGAAUAGCAAUGUGAACAAGCUGCUGCUAAUAGACUAUCCCCAAAACCGACUCAUUGCCUGUGGAAGUACCUCGCAAGGGAUCUGUCAGUUUCUGCGCCUGGAUGAUCUCUUUAAGCUCGGCGAGCCACACCACCGGAAGGAACACUACCUUUCUAGUGUGGUCGAAUCAGGAACCAUGUCUGGGGUCAUCAUUUCUGAGGGUCACCUCAGCAAGCUUUUCAUCGGCACACCUAUUGAUGGAAAAUCCGAGUACUUCCCCACACUCUCCAGCCGGAAGCUGAUGGCCAAUGAGGAGGAUGCCGACAUGUUCAGCUUCGUCCAUCAGGAUGAGUUUGUCUCCUCUCAAUUAAAGAUCCCUUCGGAUACGCUGUCCAAAUUCCCAGCGUUCGAUAUCUACUAUAUUUACAGCUUUAGCAGUGAGCAGUUCGUCUACUACCUGACGUUGCAGCUGGAUACCCAGCUAACGUCUCCUGACGCAAGCGGAGAGCAGUUCUUCACAUCCAAGAUUGUUCGACUUUGUAUUGAUGAUCCCAGGUUUUACUCCUAUGUGGAAUUUCCAAUCGGAUGUACUAAGGAUGGUGUGGAGUAUCGACUAAUCCAGGAUGCCUACUUAAGCAAACCCGGAAGGCAACUUGCAAACUCCUUGGGAGUAUCCGAGCAGGAGGAUAUAUUGUUUACGGUCUUCUCUCAAGGUCAGAAGAACCGAGCCAAACCUCCAAGAGAGUCAGCGCUCUGCCUGUUUACUCUUACGAAGAUCAAGGAGAAGAUCAAGGAAAGGAUCCAGUCAUGCUAUAGAGGAGAGGGCAGGCUGUCUUUGCCCUGGUUGCUCAACAAGGAGCUACCAUGCAUCAACUCGCCUCUCCAGAUCGAUGAUAAUUUCUGCGGGCAGGAUUUUAACCAGCCUCUAGGGGGCACCAAGACCAUCGAGGGCACGCCGCUCUUCAUUGACAAAGAUGACGGGAUGACUUCUGUCGCUGCGUACGAUUAUCGGGGAAACACAGUGGUUUUUGCAGGAACACGAAACGGCAGAAUGAAGAAGGUUCUGAUUCCUUGGCUCAGUCCGCUGCCCGAGAGUGUGAGUCCACAGAGAAACAUGCUGUUCAGUCCACAGGUGACGCGUGUGCCGGUGGAGAGAUGCUCUCAGUACUCGACCUGCUCUGAGUGUCUGAGCUCCAGAGACCCUCACUGCGGCUGGUGUGUCCUUCACAACAUUUGUUCUCGUCGUGAUCGCUGUGAGCGUGCUGAUGAACCACAGAGAUUCGCUUCCAGAGUGGAUCAGUGCGUGGAGCUGACGGUGCAGCCCAACAACAUCUCCGUCACCAUGGCUGAAGUACAGCUGGUCCUUCAGGCCCGAAACGUCCCGGAUCUGUCCGCCGGGGUGGACUGCUCCUUCGAGGAUUACACCCAGACUGAAGGAACAAUACACGGAUCCCGAAUCUACUGCCUCUCACCCACAGCCAAAGAACUGGUGCCCAUCACACGCCUGCAGUGUUUGUCGUGUGUGAACGGCUCUUUUCCAUGCCACUGGUGUAAAUACAGACAUCUGUGCACUCAGAACGCAAACGACUGCUCUUUUCAAGAGGGACGAGUGAACAUGUCUGAGGACUGUCCUCAGAUCCUGCCGUCCACAGAGAUAUACAUCCCGGUGGGUGUCCCCAAGCCGAUCACGCUGUCGGCCCGGAACCUUCCGCAGCCUCAGUCCGGACAGAGGAACUACGAGUGUGUGUUCCACAUCCAGGGGGAAACACACAGCGUGACGGCACUGCGCUUCAACAGCUCCAGCAUACAGUGCCAGAAAACCACAUAUAACUAUGAAGGAAGUGACAUCAGUGACCUUCCUGUUGAUCUGUCCGUGGUCUGGAAUGGAAACUUCAUCAUCGACAACCCUUACAACAUACAAGCGCACCUGUACAAGUGUUAUGCACUGAGAGAGAGCUGUGGAUUGUGUCUGAAGGCCGACCCGAGCUUCGAGUGCGGCUGGUGUGUUCAGGACAGAAAGUGCUCUCUGCGGCAGGAAUGUGCUCAGCCGGAAAACACAUGGAUGCACGCCACUGCCGGAAACAGCCGCUGCACACACCCGCGCAUCACCAAGCUGUCUCCUGAAACCGGGCCGCGGCAGGGCGGAACCAGACUGACCAUCAGCGGAGAGAAUCUGGGCCUUCAGUUUAAAGACAUCCAGAACGGGGUGCGCAUCGGGAAAGUGUCCUGCCAACCUAUCGAGGAGGAGUACAUCAGUGCUGAGCAGAUCGUGUGCCGUCUGGCCGAUGCCACAGGUUAUCGGGUGCAGGAGGCUCAUGUGGAAGUGUGUGUGCGCGACUGUCUGCAGGACUACAGGGCGGUUUCUCCAAAAGUCUUCACGUUUGUGUCUCCGUACUUCACCCGUGUGGUGCCGUCAUAUGGGCCGAUUUCUGGAGGAACGAGGAUCACUAUUUACGGCAGUCAUCUGAACGCAGGCAGCGCCGUUUCCAUCAAGAUCGGACUCAACACUUGCCAAUUCGAGAGGCGGAGCGCCCGUGAGAUCGUGUGUGUGACUCCAGCAGGUUUGGGUUCAGGCGGGACUCCAGUGAUGGUGGAUAUAAACGCAGCCGAGCUCAGAAACCCGGAGGUGAAGUUCAACUACACUGAUGAUCCCACUAUCCUGAAGAUAGAGCCCGACUGGAGCAUCGCCAGUGGAGGAACUCCGUUAACAGUCACCGGCGUCAACCUGGCCACCGUCAGAGAGCCCAAGAUGAGGGCCAAAUACGGCACCAUCAGCUCAGUCAAUAACUGCACGGUGCUCAAUAACACAGUGAUGGUGUGUGCGGUGCCGUCGGUGGCCGGCUCUGAGAGGGGUUUUUCAGAGGUGGGCAACGCUCCGGAUGAGAUCGGCUUCAUCAUGGAUCAUGUACAGAUGCUGCUGGUGGUCAACGAGAGCUUCAGUUUCUAUCCUGAUCCGGUAUUUGAGGCCUUCGGUCCGGCCAUGCUGGAGCUCAAACCAGGAUCUCCGCUCAUACUGAAGGGCAAGAGUCUGAUCCCGUCGGCUGCUGGGAACUACAGGCUGAACUACACCGUUCUGAUCGGGGAUAAACAGUGUGUGUUAACCGUCUCAGAGACUCAGCUGCUGUGUGAAUCUCCAAACCUCACCGGACAACAUAAAGUCACUGUUCUGGCUGGAGGUUUCCGCUUCUCUCCGGGAACUCUGCAGAUUUACUCGGACAGUCUGCUGACGCUGCCGGCCAUCAUCGGCAUCGGUGGAGGUGGAGGUCUUCUUCUGCUGGUCAUCAUCAUCAUCCUCAUCGCUUACAAGCGCAAAUCUCGAGACGCCGACCGCACGCUCAAACGCCUGCAGAUGCAGAUGCACAACCUGGAGUCCAGAGUGGCCCUGGAGUGCAAAGAAUGUGUUCAGGAGUGUGCAGGCGAGCCUCUCUUCAUGCUGUACUGUGCCAUAAAGCAGCAGAUGGAGAAAGGACCGAUCGACUCCAUCACUGGAGAAGCCAGAUACUCACUGAGUGAAGACAAACUCAUCCGACAGCAGAUCGACUACAAAACACUGACGCUGCACUGCAUUAACCCUGAGAAUGAGAACGCAGCCGAGGUGAUGGUGAAAUGCCUGAACUGUGACACCGUCACGCAGGUCAAAGAGAAGCUGCUGGACGCCGUCUUUAAGGGCACGCCGUACUCACAGCGGCCCAAAGUCGGAGACAUGGAUCUCGAGUGGCGUCAGGGUCGAAUGGCACGUAUUAUUCUCCAGGACGAGGAUGUCACCACCAAAAUCGACAACGACUGGAAGCGUCUCAAUACUCUGGCACACUAUCAGGUAACAGACGGGUCACUGAUCGCAUUGGUUCCCAAGCAAAACUCCGCCUACAACAUCUCCAACUCCUCAACGUUCACCAAAUCCCUCAGCAGAUACGAGAGUAUGCUGAGGACCAGCAGUCCUGACAGCCUGCGCUCUCGGACCCCCAUGAUCACCCCGGACCUGGAGAGCGGAACCAAGCUCUGGCAUCUGGUGAAGAACCACGACCACACGGACCAGCGGGAGGUGGACCGCGGCAGCAAGAUGGUGUCCGAGAUCUACCUGACUCGCCUGCUCGCCACCAAGGGGACGCUGCAGAAGUUUGUAGACGACCUGUUUGAGACCAUCUUUAGCACGGCUCACCGCGGCAGCGCUCUUCCUCUGGCCAUCAAAUACAUGUUCGACUUCUUAGACGAGCAGGCGGACAGACACAUGAUCUCAGACCCCGACGUCAGACACACGUGGAAGAGCAACUGUCUGCCGCUCAGGUUCUGGGUGAACGUGAUCAAGAAUCCUCAGUUUGUGUUCGACAUUCAUAAGAACAGCAUUACCGACGCGUGUCUGUCCGUGGUGGCGCAGACCUUCAUGGACUCCUGCUCCACAUCUGAACACAAGCUGGGCAAAGAUUCGCCCUCCAACAAGCUGCUCUACGCUAAAGACAUUCCCAACUACAAGAACUGGGUGGAGAGGUAUUACUCCGAUAUCUCGCGGAUGUCUGCGAUCAGUGAUCAGGAUAUGAGCGCGUAUCUGGCUGAACAGUCGCGUCUGCAUCUGAAUCAGUUCAACAGCAUGAGCGCGCUGCACGAAAUCUUCUCCUACAUCACCAAAUACAAGGACGAGAUCUUGUCUGCGCUGGAGAGAGACGAACAGUCCCGCCGGCAGAGACUGAGGGCUAAACUGGAGCAGGUGAUCGACACCAUGGCUUUACCCAGCUGA
Molecule: messenger RNA, 5031 nt
Organism: Danio rerio (zebrafish)
Lineage: Eukaryota; Metazoa; Chordata; Actinopteri; Cypriniformes; Danionidae
Gene: plxna1b
Product: plexin A1b
Biological process (GO): axon guidance; morphogenesis of a branching structure; semaphorin-plexin signaling pathway
Cellular component (GO): plasma membrane; membrane
Molecular function (GO): semaphorin receptor activity
Source: RefSeq, marked provisional